UCAGCAAACGGUGUCGUCCCGAGAUCCCUCACAUUCCUUCGUAAAUCUACUUCCAGUUCGCACUUCACUUCGCUUUUUGGUCUUCCUUUCCCUUCUUUCAUCUAGGGUUCCUAAUAGCCAGUAGCUUCGGCCGCCCCAACCAGAGCUCCACACCCCCGCUAAGGAACGGAAGCAAGAAAAGAUGGCUUACGCAAUGAAGCCGCCGAAGCAGCAGGGUGUGGACGAACCCCAGGAGCAGAUUCACAAGAUCAGGAUCACCCUCUCCUCCAAAAACGUCAAGAAUCUCGAGAAAGUUUGUGCGGAUUUAGUUCGUGGUGCCAAGGACAAGCGUUUGAGGGUUAAGGGACCAGUGAGAAUGCCCACCAAGGUUCUGCACAUUACCACCAGGAAGUCCCCUUGCGGUGAAGGCACCAACACUUGGGAUAGAUUUGAGCUUCGUGUCCACAAACGAGUAAUUGAUCUCUUCAGCUCCCCUGAUGUUGUUAAGCAGAUCACCUCUAUCACUAUUGAACCUGGUGUGGAGGUUGAGGUUACCAUUGCAGAUUCUUGAAUAUAGACUACUAACAGUCUCACACUUCCAAUCACCUAGUUAAUUAGAUGUCCUUAGUUUCAGUUUCCCAGUUUUUUUGGAACAUGUCAAGCCUCAAGCUUGAAGGAUGCUGUUGGGUUAAUGCAUUACCUAUUUUUUAUGUGAAAGACUUGUGCAAGGAGGGAUUUUUUGUUUUGGUAUUUUUUUUCCCCGUAAAUUGAGGUUUUUGAAUUAUUAAUUACUGCUAUAUUUGAUGUUAAAUACCAUAAGAAAUGUUUUUUUGGUCA
This is a messenger RNA of Carya illinoinensis, 816 nucleotides long. Its product is annotated as 40S ribosomal protein S20-2. The transcript has 4 exons. Gene Ontology annotation, molecular function: RNA binding; structural constituent of ribosome. The record is from RefSeq and is a predicted model, not a curated record. NCBI's taxonomy places the organism in Eukaryota, Viridiplantae, Streptophyta, Magnoliopsida, Fagales, Juglandaceae. Bases 182 to 550 code for a protein of 122 amino acids. Gene Ontology annotation, biological process: translation. Gene Ontology annotation, cellular component: ribosome; cytosolic small ribosomal subunit.